AUGCGCCCGAAGGUGGAUCAUGCGCCCGAAGGUGGAUCAUGCGCCCGAAGGUGGAUCAUGCGCCCGAAGGUGGAUCAUGCGCCCGAAGGUGGAUCAUGCGCCCGAAGGUGGAUCAUGCGCCCGAAGGUGGAUCAUGCGCCCGAAGGUGGAUCAUGCGCCCGAAGGUGGAUCAUGCGCCCGAAGGUGGAUCAUGCGCCCGAAGGUGGAUCAUGCGCCCGAAGGUGGAUCAUGCGCCCGAAGGUGGAUCAUGCGCCCGAAGGUGGAUCAUGCGCCCGAAGGUGGAUCAUGCGCCCGAAGGUGGAUCAUGCGCCCGAAGGUGGAUCAUGCGCCCGAAGGUGGAUCAUGCGCCCGAAGGUGGAUCAUGCGCCCGAAGGUGGAUCAUGCGCCCGAAGGUGGAUCAUGCGCCCGAAGGUGGAUCAUGCGCCCGAAGGUGGAUCAUGCGCCCGAAGGUGGAUCAUGCGCCCGAAGGUGGAUCAUGCGCCCGAAGGUGGAUCAUGCGCCCGAAGGUGGAUCAUGCGCCCGAAGGUGGAUCAUGCGCCCGAAGGUGGAUCAUGCGCCCGAAGGUGGAUCAUGCGCCCGAAGGUGGAUCAUGCGCCCGAAGGUGGAUCAUGCGCCCGAAGGUGGAUCAUGCGCCCGAAGGUGGAUCAUGCGCCCGAAGGUGGAUCAUGCGCCCGAAGGUGGAUCAUGCGCCCGAAGGUGGAUCAUGCGCCCGAAGGUGGAUCAUGCGCCCGAAGGUGGAUCAUGCGCCCGAAGGUGGAUCAUGCGCCCGAAGGUGGAUCAUGCGCCCGAAGGUGGAUCAUGCGCCCGAAGGUGGAUCAUGCGCCCGAAGGUGGAUCAUGCGCCCGAAGGUGGAUCAUGCGCCCGAAGGUGGAUCAUGCGCCCGAAGGUGGAUCAUGCGCCCGAAGGUGGAUCAUGCGCCCGAAGGUGGAUCAUGCGCCCGAAGGUGGAUCAUGCGCCCGAAGGUGGAUCAUGCGCCCGAAGGUGGAUCAUGCGCCCGAAGGUGGAUCAUGCGCCCGAAGGUGGAUCAUGCGCCCGAAGGUGGAUCAUGCGCCCGAAGGUGGAUCAUGCGCCCGAAGGUGGAUCAGCUCCCCAUCCCGCUCCUUCUGCAUUAAGACAGAGAACACACAAGAGGAAGUUAGUAGGUGGAUCAUGCGCCCGAAGGUGGAUCAUGCGCCCGAAGGUGGAUCAUGCGCCCGAAGAUGGAUCAUGCGCCCGAAGGUGGAUCAUGCGCCCGAAGGUGGAUCAUGCGCCCGAAGGUGGAUCAUGCGCCCGAAGGUGGAUCAUGCGCCCGAAGGUGGAUCAUGCGCCCGAAGGUGGAUCAUGCGCCCGAAGGUGGAUCAUGCGCCCGAAGGUGGAUCAUGCGCCCGAAGGUGGAUCAUGCGCCCGAAGGUGGAUCAUGCGCCCGAAGGUGGAUCAUGCGCCCGAAGGUGGAUCAGCUCCCCAUCCCGCUCCUUCUGCAUUAAGACAGAGAACACACAAGAGGAAGUUAGUAGGUGGAUCAUGCGCCCGAAGGUGGAUCAUGCGCCCGAAGGUGGAUCAUGCGCCCGAAGAUGGAUCAUGCGCCCGAAGGUGGAUCAUGCGCCCGAAGGUGGAUCAUGCGCCCGAAGGUGGAUCAUGCGCCCGAAGGUGGAUCAUGCGCCCGAAGGUGGAUCAUGCGCCCGAAGGUGGAUCAUGCGCCCGAAGGUGGAUCAUGCGCCCGAAGGUGGAUCAUGCGCCCGAAGGUGGAUCAUGCGCCCGAAGGUGGAUCAUGCGCCCGAAGGUGGAUCAUGCGCCCGAAGGCUCCGCCGUGACCCAUCUCCCGCCACUCGUCCUCGUGGAACCACGCGGGCCGAGUGGAAUGGGGGGGUGCCACCAAUGGGUGGCCGUGUUCGAAGGCAUAUGACAAGCUGGGUAUUGUCAAGCUCUGCACCGCACCUGCUUCUCCUGCACCGAGUUCCGGCCCAUAUAUCCCGCCCUUGCAACUCGAGCGCACUGUCACGGGCAACCUGCGGGGUGCUGGUUGCUUCCGUGACAAUUUUGCUUCUCAAAGACAAGCAACGAGAAAAGCAGAGCAUCUCAGGCAGUGGGGCUGUGCGCCUGCAGUACCUGCACCGCCACAUGCUGCUGCCGGGCAUCUCCAAGGCCACCCUGCUGACACCUGGUCGCGCGUGCGUGAUGCGCCCCGGGCCACAGCAACGGCACCGGCUCCCUCCGGAGUCCCUCCACCUGCACCUGCCUUCCUCGCGCACCGCGGAGCGCUCACAGCUGUCGCUACUGAUGCAUUGUCGGGGAAGGCAGCAUCAGCGCGCGCAUGAAGCAGUGGCGCAAGGCGGAGAUCUCACAUCCACGUGCCGUUGGGUUGGGCCAGCUGCCGCCCGAGUCCACCUUGAGAGACCCCGCCUGUGUCGGCACAGCAUGAUGUUCCGCCCGCUCCGUGCGCCAGCCCUCGCUCCCCCACUCCCUUGCCUCCAAGGCUAA
Molecule: messenger RNA, 2457 nt
Organism: Closterium sp. Naga37s-1
Lineage: Eukaryota; Viridiplantae; Streptophyta; Zygnematophyceae; Desmidiales; Closteriaceae
Source: the annotation of a GenBank genome assembly